AAUCUCUUGUGUUUUGUUCCAAGGAAUAACAUCGACUCGAAAAUAGCGAAGAAUAUUAAAGGACUGCGGUUGGAAAUACCGCGUGCGAUGUUAAAACCAUCCGCUCCACCGAUCGCGACGGUCGAGGACUCGUUUUAUCCAGAACCGCAAGUUGUUUCGAUAUCAACACUUUCUCUACCGUCACGGAAUCCGGUACAAUCGCCUAUCAAUCCAAAUUUCAACAUCAAUGACACGUACCCUUCGGCCUCGUCGGAACCUCGAAUAAUCUACGUCGCCAACCCACCGACGAACGCAAACAACUCCUGUUGCUGCAGAUGCAGAUCGUCGCGACCAGUAACCGCACUCAUCGUCGUCAUAGCCUUGGUGAUAGUCGUGUCAGUGCUCGUACGAGUCGUCAUUAAGACCGAGAGUCGAUAACUCAAACUUUGGAAAACUUAUCUCUGAUGGGAGCCAGUCGAAAUCAGCUCGCUGGACGCGCUGGAAAAUUUCUUCCGAAGAAUUCCCGAUCGAGGAGCGUCUUCGUCCCAUUCCCAGAAAAACGCAUUUGUUAAUCGUUUGAUUCAUGGCAGGAGGGAACGAAUGGAAAAAACACACUCGUCGUCAGACGGCUCAGUCGAGUUCGAUACCGUUGCGGCUCGUUUAUAAUCCGGAUUAUCUAUGUACAUGCGGACGUGCAGAGGGUACGACAGUCGAGGCGUCUAAUUGCAGCGGAGGACUUCAUCCGGUAUUCCCUUUGUCUCUUGCACUAAUUCCCUGUGGCAGAUCGCCAGUGAUCAGAGACCUCGGAACACGGAGAUGCAGAUAGGUAUUGUGGGCUCGCGUAGCAAUGAGGCAGAAGAUGGAAAAUCGUGCGAGGAACACGCUGUAAUUGCUCUGAUGAACGCAUUCCUAAUGAAACUUGCAAAAUGAUGAAAAUUUUAUGAAUUUCGUGUACGAGAGAUCGACGAUAAUGGCCGAUGGAGGAAAUGUGCUCGUUUCAUUAUUUGAAAAGUAAUAAAUGAUUAUUCAACAAAA
Messenger RNA from Venturia canescens, 1014 nucleotides. RefSeq lists its product as uncharacterized. Bases 88 to 417 code for a protein of 109 amino acids. The record is from RefSeq and is a predicted model, not a curated record. NCBI's taxonomy places the organism in Eukaryota, Metazoa, Arthropoda, Insecta, Hymenoptera, Ichneumonidae. The transcript is spliced from 3 exons.